Dujonia railenensis is the source of this 1332-nucleotide messenger RNA. NCBI's taxonomy places the organism in Eukaryota, Fungi, Ascomycota, Pichiomycetes, Serinales, Debaryomycetaceae. The record is from the annotation of a GenBank genome assembly.
AUGCCUAUUAACAUAAUCGGAGCUAUGCUCAUCGACGGGCCCGAUGUCCUCCCGGGCUGGUCAUACAUAAAAGCCUAUGGACCAGCCGUGGCGGCCAUCGGUGCCUUGAAGUACUACUUCGGAGGCUCACAAAACACUUGGGAAAGAGACAUGCAUGGUAAAGUUUUCAUAAUAACUGGUGGAACCUCGGGUGUUGGAGCUCAUGUCGCGUAUGAAUUGGCAUCCAAGGGUGCACAGGUGAUUUUGUUGUGUAGGAAAGUGGAAGAUCAAUGGCUCGUGGACUUCAUUGAUGACUUGAGAGAAAGUACGAACAACUUCUUGAUCUACGCAGAAGAAGGGGACUUAUCUUCGUUACAUUCCAUUAGAAAGUUUGCUACCAAGUGGUUGGAUAACUCACCUCCUCGUAGAUUGGAUGGGAUUAUAUGCUGUGCUGCUGAGUCCGUCCCACCGUAUGUGGACAGACAGAUCACCAUUGAUGGUGUAGAAAGACAGAUCGGUGUGAACUACUUGGGCCAUUUCCAUUUGUUGACCUUGUUGAGCCCAUCCAUAAGAGUGCAACCGCCAGAUAGAGACGUUAGAGUCGUUUUGGCUACAUGUGCUUCGCAGUCGUUGGGUGAAAUAGACCCCGACCUAGCUGACGUAUUGUGGCAGAAUAAGAGGUACCCUAAAGGCAAGCCAUGGAAGGUUUAUGGGACAUCCAAGUUGAUGCUCUCCAUGUUCAGUAAGGAAUUCCAAAAGAGAAUCAGCUUAUAUGAAAGAAGUGAUAAAACUCCAUGUAAUGUAAGAACCAUUUCAGUCAACCCCGGUGUGAUGAGGACUGCAUCAACAAGAAGAUUUUUGUCCUUUGGCUCUGUAUUUGGGUUGAUUGUGUAUUGGCUCUUGUUUCCUAUCUGGUUUAUACUCUUGAAAAGCGGAUCUCAGGGAGCGCAGCUGUUUUUAUACUCGAUCUAUUCAGGAGAGUUUGCGCAAAUUGAAGGUGGUAAGUUUGUUCACGAGUGUAGAAUAGUGAGUCCAUCGAGAAAGGAAUUGGCCAACGAAGACUUACAGGGCCUGUUGUAUGACAAAACAGAAAAGUUGAUUGAACAAAUUGAACUUCAAUCUGCAAAGGAAAGAAAGAAGAAUGAGUUGAAGAAUGGGAAGAAGAAGGGUGCAGAUAAGAAUGAAGAGUCAAAGGAGGCAAAUUUAACCACGUCUAGUGGAGCUAAGAUUGUGGAAGAUGUCUAUACAAUGCCCAAGACGCCGGAGGAACUUGAAGAAAAGUUGAACAUACUUCGUAAUGAUUUGCUGACGGCUGCAAAGAAGCGCAGUGGAAAGCUGAAAAGGAAGAGCUAG